Messenger RNA from Asparagus officinalis (garden asparagus), 1450 nucleotides. Its product is annotated as probable sodium/metabolite cotransporter BASS5, chloroplastic. The record is from RefSeq and is a predicted model, not a curated record. Gene Ontology annotation, cellular component: membrane. The annotation marks the transcript as partial. NCBI's taxonomy places the organism in Eukaryota, Viridiplantae, Streptophyta, Magnoliopsida, Asparagales, Asparagaceae. The transcript has 8 exons.
CCGUACCCCGUAACCGCCCCUCUCUUCCUCGAUUCCCGUCUCCUCCUCCGUUACGGAGCUAAAUCUCCUCUCUCUCCUGCCCUCUCUUCUCCAAGCCGGGGCAGCUGCGGAUCUUUUGUGGGAAAAUGGGUUCGCGCCAAGGCAGCCGAUUCUUUGGAUCCCCAUCGGGCUGAGGAUUCCACAGCCCCUGAGACCCAGGAGGUCAACCGAAGGACAGUUGAUAUCUUGAACAUUCUAAGAGGAGCAAAUUCUGUUAUACCUCAUGUAGUUCUUGCAAGCACAGUGUUGGCUCUUGUUUACCCACCUUCCUUCACAUGGUUCACAAACAGAUACUAUGCUCCUGCUCUGGGUUUCUUAAUGUUUUCUGUUGGUGUCAACUCAAGUCCCAAGGAUUUUAUACAAGCAAUCAACAGACCAGGAGUAAUUGCUGCUGGCUAUGUUGGUCAAUUUGUUAUUAAGCCAAUUUUUGGGUACCUUUUUGGUGCCAUUUCAGUUUCAGUUUUUGGUCUCCCUACAGCUUUAGGUGCUGGGAUAAUGCUACUUUCGUGUGUCAGCGGGGCACAGCUUUCAAACUAUGCAACUUUUCUUACAGAUCCAUUGAUGGCCCCUCUAAGCAUUGUCAUGACUUCUUUGUCCACUGCAACAGCUGCAUUUGUCACUCCCAUAUUAUCUCUGCUUCUUAUUGGCAAGAAGUUGCCUGUGGAUGUGAAAGGAAUGAUGUCUAGUAUUAUUCAAAUUGUUGUUGCACCUAUUGCAGCUGGAUUGCUUUUGAACAGACUUCUACCAAAGGUUUGUGCAGCUAUUCAGCCAUUUCUGCCGCCACUCUCAGUGUUUGUGACAGCUUUGUGUGUUGGUGCACCACUGGCAAUAAAUAUUGAUGCGAUAGUUUCCCCCUAUGGGAUACUCCUAGUGCUGCUGAUUUUUGGAUUUCAUGCAUCGUCAUUUCUAGCUGGAUAUGGUCUUACUGGUGUUGCAUUUAAUAAGGCCGAUGAUGUCAAAGCACUACAAAGAACAAUUUCUUUUGAAACGGGAAUGCAAAGCAGUCUUCUAGCUCUUGCACUUGCAAAUAGAUUUUUCCAAGACCCACUUGUUGGUGUGCCUCCAGCAAUCUCUGUUGUGCUCAUGUCCCUGAUGGGGUUCUCUCUUGUUAUGCUUUGGUCAAAGAAGCGGCAGUAGCAGAGUGCAGGUUAAAGAUCCGAGCGCUUGUAAAUUAUAGCUUUAAAAGAUCUUCCCCUGUCAUUGGCAGUUGUCACAGAGAGCUCAAUGAAAAUUCUCCGGAGACUGAUUAAUUGUCAAACAAUUUAUUCGAAUUGCGUCCAAAAAGGGGGGGGGGAAUCAUGUAUUGUCCAUUAGACUCUUGAAAUCAUCAUGUGAGAAGAAAUUGAGUGUGUGAGCUUGCCUAUUCUGAGCUUCAUUUCAGUAAUAUAAUUUUGACCGUAGUUUGAUUUUC